AUGCAGCGAGCGGAGCGAUUUGAGAUUUUCUUCUACAUCGUAGCCCUCGCCGCUGGAUGUUGCAUUUCAGUUCUUCUUAAACUCAACGAAACUAAUUUCAAUGGUGACUGUUUACUUUUUGGAAAACUGGAUAUUCUAACCAACAACAUAUUCAUGGGAAGUCAAGCGUACUGUAAUUUUACAUUUUACUCCUCUUUGACAAACGCCAUCUUAGCGAUUUUGCUCGGAUUUGGCCAAUGCUGCUGUAGUGUACACACCUACAAUUGGAGGUAAGGUGUUGAUUAAAUAAAAUUGAUGGCGAGUUUAUUAAGACGAUCGAAGUGCCGAAAUCUUAUUUAUUAUUUUUAAAUAUAUUCAACUCUAUCAUGCAUAUUUUUAUUUCCAAUUUUUUAUCUCCCAGAUUAGUUAUUCCCUCUCUAGUAUAGAUUCCAUGUUACCGCGGGUCUGAACAGUUGUACAUCACAGGAGACGUCAAAAUCUGAUUUACUAAUUAAAAAAGUAAAAAAUGGACGCACAGCGCCAUAGAAUUCGAAUCGAUUUGUUAAAAAGUAAAAGAUAAAAAAAGUUAAACAUACUGCUUCCUAAACCCUACCAUCAACCUUUAGAUGUCCAGUUUUCAGGAAAAAUUUGUUCUUCUUAAGUUUGAAAUUCCGCUUUUUAAAGCUCACAUUAGAGAGGUUUCACAUGUACAUGUGUGUAUUUGUCACCACCUGUCAACAUUGACACUUCAACAAAGAAUCAAUUUUUAAAUUUAAUUUUAAGUUUUUGUCUUCAGCCCUACUCAUAUUUCCUUCAACAUUCCACCAUUUCUAGCGUAGUUUACUUCAAAUUCAUGGCCACCAUUUUAGCAGCAAUUGCAUGGAUCAACUGCUUGGUGUGUACUAUAUUUAUCAUCACUGGCUUCAACAAAUGGUGUAACUCUGUAACCAACAAUGGAAACAUUGAAAGGUAUGUUUCAUUGGAAGUCUUUCUCACAAGCAGCAUUGUUCUUAUGGAACAGAAAGCUCUGCAAGCCUUCAAAACCACCUGCUUGCCAUUGUUUACAUUUAUUUAAUGCAAAUGUUAAAUUUCUAUUUCAGGAAAUUUGUAUCACAUGCAAGCUGAGUUUGUUGAUUUUUAUUUUUAUAAUUACUGUUCUUCCUGAUUUGAGGGUUUGACCCUUUAGCACCCAGGAGUGACCAGCACCUAAAUUCUCCUCCCAAUAAUACCCUUGAAUAAACCUCCUUAAUCUAAAUCAUAGCUAUUGAAAUAAUGACAAUCUCUGACUAUUCACAUGUGAAGCUUAUGUCAUCUACAGGUGCAAAAAUGCAGAAAGGUGGGAUUGGACUGUUUACAGACCAGUUGGCAUUGAUGGCAGAAGCUUUUACACCCACCUGUUUAUAGCAGAGGUUUGUGUAGCCUACAUAUAGCCAUACCUCCCCCCCCCCCACUUCAUUUUACCUUGGGAGGGGAAGGGCACAGCUAAAUGUAGGCUAAGGUUUGUGAUGUCAUUGAAUAAAAAUUUCAAAUGAAUGUUAACAUUGAACAUUGAACAGCUAGUCAAUAAUUUUUAUGAGGUCUUUCUUGUGCUGUAUGGCAAAUCAUUCAAUGACAGAUCUCUUAAGAAAAAUUGGUUAAUUUUGUUUCCUGAGAAUCUCAGUGUUUCCCAAGGCAAAGCCUCAGGAAAUAUUGAAAUCUUUAGGGGAAUAAAAUUAUUUUUUUGAGAGCCUAGUCAUCAAGUGAUUUGUAAUACAGCACAAGGAAUACAUUACUUAAAUUUCAAUUAACCCUUUACACCCUAACAUCAAUAUCCAUAUUCUCUAUACUCCUUCUAUACACUUCUUUUGGUACUGACAAGGAGAAAUUGUCUUUUAAUCAAAGCUUCUUGGAUUGGCAAUCAUUUUCUAUAUUCUCACAAUGUUGAUAGAAGAUGCUAAUGAGCAAUAUUGCUGUGAGGAGAACUUACAUGGCGGUCAACCUUAGUUUAACACCAUUUCACACCAAUUUUGGUCAUGUUUUGUUCACCUGCAACAGUCAAGAGGAUCUCAAUGGGGUGAUGGCUUUUAUGGCUAUCUGUUAAAAUUUUGGCCAAUUUCUGGCUAACGGUUAACACCUUUCCAUUGUUUCCACAUGAGAUAUUUUUUACGGUUAACUUUGUUUACGACUAACGGUUAAAAUUUGUCAAUUUUUACAUCUAAAGGCUAAAUAUUUUGGCCGUUUUAUGGCUAACGGUUAACCCCAUUGGGACCCUCAGUCAAUGUUCACAGGUAACACAGCACAGGUACCCAUGCCACUGACUAAGAAAAAUUUUGCAAUAUCAGUUAUUCAGAGACCUGCCUGAAAAUAGUUUUGUUGUUAAAUGUCAUGUGACCUCAAAGUAAACAAUGAAAGGGUGAACAUUUGGGGAAAAAAUUUCAGCUAUUUGACAAAAAGUCUCAAUAUAACAACUUUAAUACAUGCGUUUUCAUUUUUUUUUACACCAGGUUGCAUCAUAUUCUGCUUUAGGGAUUUGGUUUAUCAUAACAGUGUUCUCUGGUAGAAAUUUCAAGAAAAGCUUGUUUGAGAUGAAAGCUUCUGAGUAUUACAUUACUGAUGAGAGAAUGGCAUACUCAUCACCCAUCCAAGAAAUUCCAUUUUAUGAGGUUACAAGUGACAGGGGAUCAAGAUAUCUUUAA
Pocillopora meandrina is the source of this 2654-nucleotide messenger RNA. NCBI's taxonomy places the organism in Eukaryota, Metazoa, Cnidaria, Anthozoa, Scleractinia, Pocilloporidae. The record is from the annotation of a GenBank genome assembly.